AUGGUUUCUGCAGUUGUUUUUGGUAGCACAGGUGCAGUAGGACGCAACGUGAGAGCGUCUCUACUAAAAUCUAGUGAAAUUACUCAAGUCACUGAAAUUGGUAGAUCUCUUCUCGAUAAACCAGAAAGUGGCGCCGAGAAAUUAACUCAAGUAAAGCUCGAUGAGAAGACAGAAAUAAAGCCAGACUUUGAUUUGGUAUUCAUUGCAUUGGGUACUACACGCAAGAACGCAGGCUCAGCUGAGAACUUCGAGAAGAUCGAUAGGCAUCUCGUAGUAGAUCUCGCUAAGAAGGUCGCAAGAGAAGAUGCACAUGUUAUCUACUGCUCAGCUGCAGGCGCAAAUGCCAACUCAAGCUUUCUCUACCCUCGUAGUAAGGGGCUCACCGAGAUUGAGCUCAGCAAACUCGGCUACAAAUCUACGACAGUCAUGAGACCAGGAUUCCUCGCAGGUGCUGGUAGGAAGGAGAGCAGACCAACUGAGAUGAUCUUUGGCUACCUCACAGGAUUUCUUGGUAAAUUCAACAACAGCGUCGAGAUCCCUGUUACCAAGUUAGGUGAGAGUAUGGUCAUUGCCGGCUUGAAGCAGUUCAAGGGUGAAAGCAUUGGCGAGCAAGCAAACAACAUCAGCUUCAUCUCUAACAAACUCGCACUCGAACUUUCUUAAUCUUGCACUAAUACUUUAACCAAUGUCAAGUUUCUUUAACGUCUUUUGAGAUUGCAGCACAGACGUUGCAAGAUCGUUACUCUAUUAAUUACGUCAUAAUACAAUGUACAUAAAACAUGAAUCUACCUGCUUUUAUUAUGUAAAUUCAGAUUGAAGCUGAACUUAACGAGUCGCAGUAUAAUAACUAUAGUCCACUUGUACUCUGAAUAAACUCCAUGAACGCCUAGCGAUGGAAACUAUCGAGGGAUACAUGAUUGAGAAGAGCAAGAUGCAAUUACACCAUAGUCUUACUUUCCUAUGCCCUAUCGUUGUAAAUAGUAGCUUAAUACACACUUAGGCAAUGUAGUUUAAGCAUUAUUUGUGAAAUGCUAAUGAAUGUCUAACACUAAUUGCCCCUUCAUUAGAGUAUAAUUACGUAGGGCGUCAGGAAGGUAUGAGUCAUAAGUAAGUAUUUGAUAUGUUUGUGGCUGAAUGUCGCAUUUUCACCCUGUUGAACAGAUGUUCUGACAGUUAUGAUGUAUUAUUGUAUGUAGCAACAUGAUAUUGAGAUUAUGAGGAGGAUUGUGUAGACCCAUUACAGGCCACACAGACAUUAUACAAUAACCCGUAAUCUAGUUUCUUGUAUAUUUAUAGUCUCGCGAAAAAGUUCCUAAUCAAUGAAUGGAUGAAUGAAUGAAACUAGUAGGCCCGUUGUGGGGAAAUAUUUGAAUAAAAGUAAAUGUCGUUAGUAAGUUAAUUCGACAUAUUCAUUUCUCAGACUUUGCAUAUAUAUUCGCUGAUUCGGUUAACUCUUACUAUCCACGUAGUAAUAAACACGCUAACUCAAAUAUACUAUGUUACAAACGAGUCAUAAGCGUAGAUGUUGCUUAAUUAACGUAUUGAUUUUAGAAAAUCAUAAAAGGAACGAAUUUGUAUAAUCGUAUACGUGUGUUGAUAUCUUUGUCCACAUCAAGCGCUCACAUCUGUGUUUUAUACGUUAUCAAUUUCAAGACAGAAAGAACUUGUAUACAAUUUCAAUUGUCUUUUCAGGCUACUUUACUAUUAAUAUAAAAAUAUACAUUGC
Messenger RNA from Wallemia mellicola CBS 633.66, 1726 nucleotides. RefSeq lists its product as hypothetical. The transcript has a single exon. Gene Ontology annotation, cellular component: cytoplasm. The record is from RefSeq and is a predicted model, not a curated record. Bases 1 to 663 code for a protein of 220 amino acids. Gene Ontology annotation, biological process: import into nucleus. NCBI's taxonomy places the organism in Eukaryota, Fungi, Basidiomycota, Wallemiomycetes, Wallemiales, Wallemiaceae.